AGGAAAGAAAAAGAAAAGGAAAAAUGAGAUUAGUGUACAGAAGGGUGGCUGUUUGCUUACCCAGGUGUGCUCUGAAGGCCAAACCCCUACAUCAGCAAUUAGUGGGAACCCUUGAGGUCCCCUACCUCUUAGAAAGCAUAAUAGAACCAGAUAGCAUGGGGAGUGUGUGUGCGCGCAUGCACACACACACGCACACACGCCCACACUUCAUAUGAUCCGAUCUACAGGUCUCCCUAGGAAAGGAGUUUCUGUGGGUGAGAGAAUGAGGCCAGGUGAAAUUCCAAGGAGGCUGUAAUUUUAGCAGACCUACCAAGAACAUUGAUGUAGGAGGCUUGCUAUUUUCAGUCUCGGAAGCCUCCUUAUUUUUUUUUUUGGAAAGUGUGUGAAUAAUUGUAAUGCUUCUCUGCUUCCAAAACUGGACAGUGAGUUAAACAGCAGCAGUAGCAGCAGCAGAAACAACAACAACAACAUCAAAGCUCUUAUCCUGACCGCCAUGGAGUUUCUUGAAAGAACGUAUCUUGUGAAUGACAAAGCCACCAAGAUGUAUGCCUUCACACUAGACAGUGUGGAACUCCAGCAGAAACCCUUGAAUAAAGAUCAAUGUCCUGGAGAGAAGCCAGAGGAGCCGGAGUUGGGAGCCAUCUAUCACUGCCACAGCAACUCCAAGGCCACAGAGAACAGGGCAGACGAGCACGUCUAUGCCAAGUGGAAACUCUGCGCUGCUUCGGGAAUAUGCUUUGUUUUCAUGAUUGCAGAGGUUGUGGGUGGGCACAUUGCUGGGAGUCUUGCUGUCAUCACAGACGCUGCCCACCUCUUAAUUGAUCUGACCAGUUUCCUGCUAAGUCUCUUCUCCUUGUGGUUGUCAUCGAAGCCCCCCUCCAAGCGGCUAACAUUUGGAUGGCAUCGAGCAGAGAUCCUUGGUGCCCUGCUGUCCAUCCUAUGCAUCUGGGUGGUGACUGGUGUGUUGGUGUACCUGGCAUUUGAGCGCCUGCUGUACCCCAAUUACCAGAUCCAGGCCACCAUGAUGAUCAUCGUGUCAGGUUGUGCAGUGGCAGCCAACAUUAUGCUAAGUGUAAUUUUGCACCAGAGACACCCUGGCCACAAUCACCAGGGACUGCAAGCUAAUGCCAGUGUCAGAGCGGCUUUUGUGCAUGCCCUUGGAGAUCUAUUUCAGAGCAUCAGUGUGCUAACCAGUGCACUUAUUAUCUACUUUAAGCCAGACUAUAAAAUGGCUGACCCAAUCUGCACGUUUGUCUUUUCCAUCCUGGUUUUGGCCAGCACCAUCACUGUCUUAAAGGACUUCUCCGUCUUACUCAUGGAAGGUGUGCCAAAGAACCUGAAUUACGACAGUGUGAAAGAGCUCAUCUUAGCAGUGGAUGGGGUGGUGUCUGUGCACAGCUUGCACAUUUGGUCUCUAACAAUGAACCAAGUGAUUCUCUCGGCUCAUGUUGCUGCAGCCAGCCAGGACAGCCAGGUCGUUCGGAGGGAGAUUGCUAAAGUCCUCAGCAAUAGCUUUAUUGUGCACUCACUCACCAUUCAGAUGGAAUCUCCAGCCGACCAGGACCCUGACUGCCUUUUCUGUGAAGACCCCCGGGAUUAGCUGAGUCACAUUGUCAGCUUCCAAAGUUUGACAGGCCACUCCAUGUUGCUCUGCAGUUUCUGCCACAUGAGAAAUAAGGAACAACAGGAAGAAGUUUGAGACAUUCGUGAUACAGUACAAUGCACAUAUUAUCCUUCUUUAUUUAGCUCCAUCCGCCAUGAAUGAAGAUGUACUCAGAUUCAUCAAUCAGUUGGGUUAUCAACUCAUCAGUAGCUGUGUUCAAAGUCAGGAGCAUGUGUAUAGGUUAUUCCAGACUGGGGCUGAAACAACAGUUGUUUGUAACCAUAGGCAAUAAAAAUCUCAUCUUCCUUCAAUAAUACAUCCUGAGUAUGAGUAGGUAAAGUUAAACUCAGGAAAGUCUUAUCAGGAAUUGGUGGCAAGGAAAAGAAUCACAUAAUUUUCCUAAAACACAUGAAGCAAAAUUAUGAAGAGCCAAGUCAGGGGUAAAAGAGAAUCUGGAGGCCUAAUACCCCAUCAUAACUUGACUUUCCCACCAAACUUUAUUAUUAUUUGGGGCAAUAUCUUUUGACUCCCUGUCUAUCUACAUGACUAUUCACUAAAUGGGGUAGAAAUGCCCUCUUUCCAUCUUGCUUACAAAUUAUGUUCUAAAAUGUCUGAAGCUAUGGAAUGAUAUUUUACUUUUCUGUAUAAAAGGCCUAGACAAAUAAAAAAUUAUGAAAUUGCUGCUUUUCGAGUCUUUUCUUAUGGUGUGACCUAAUAAUAAAAGAAAAUGAGGAGGUACAGAGAGGCAGAGUUCUCAUCCAAGGUCACAUGGAAAAUAAUUUUGUCAAAGAAUUAUGAUAAGAACUCUCAGGUCUUGAAUAACAUUUAUGGAAUACCAACUUUUGGCCAAGUAUUGUACGGGGCUAUUCAGAUAUAUCACCUCAUUUCAUUCUAAUGAUAACUUUGGGAAGUUGGAAUUAAUACCAUCAUUAUAUAGAUAAGGACAUAAGGUUCAUAGAGGUUAAGUAAC
Messenger RNA from Equus caballus (horse), 2573 nucleotides. It is a transcript of the gene SLC30A8, whose product is annotated as solute carrier family 30 member 8. NCBI's taxonomy places the organism in Eukaryota, Metazoa, Chordata, Mammalia, Perissodactyla, Equidae. Gene Ontology annotation, biological process: insulin secretion; zinc ion transmembrane transport; response to zinc ion. The record is from RefSeq and is a predicted model, not a curated record. Gene Ontology annotation, cellular component: plasma membrane. Gene Ontology annotation, molecular function: zinc ion transmembrane transporter activity.